AUGGAGUGGAACGUCAUUGUAUACGACAAGCCGGGUGCAGACAGAACCCCAGUGAGAGCACAGCAUCUUGCUGCGAUUCCUGCUACUGUUAAUGCUGGAAUAGUCACUAGUGCUGGACCCAUUUAUCACGAUAUUGAAAAGACAAAAUUUGCUGGAAGUACUUUCCAUCUUAUUGCCAACUCCAAGGAGGAAAUCAUUGAGUUUCUCAAGAAGGACAUUUACUAUGAAAAGGGUAUUUGGGACAUUGACAGCGUAGUAGCUCAUCCCAUGGGAGUCGCAGUUCGCAAGCAAAAAGACAUGCCUGGAGUGAAAUUUUAG
Messenger RNA from Meyerozyma guilliermondii ATCC 6260, 318 nucleotides. RefSeq lists its product as uncharacterized. Bases 1 to 318 code for a protein of 105 amino acids. The record is from RefSeq and is a predicted model, not a curated record. NCBI's taxonomy places the organism in Eukaryota, Fungi, Ascomycota, Pichiomycetes, Serinales, Debaryomycetaceae. The transcript has a single exon.